AAUGAUUUUAGCAAUGAUCAAUAUUUUUCAAGCAUUAUUGAAUUCGCUAGUUUAUCUUCACCAAUUGAAAAAAUACUGCAAACAAUCUCAGGCCUCCUUUACGUAAAUGCAAAUAACAAUAUUUUUUUGUCACAACAUCUUUCUAAUGAAAACCAAGAUCUACUUAAUUUAAAUGCAAAUAAUAGUUUCUUAUUAUCACAA
Racocetra persica is the source of this 201-nucleotide messenger RNA. The record is from the annotation of a GenBank genome assembly. NCBI's taxonomy places the organism in Eukaryota, Fungi, Glomeromycota, Glomeromycetes, Diversisporales, Gigasporaceae.